Molecule: messenger RNA, 2937 nt
Organism: Chenopodium quinoa (quinoa)
Lineage: Eukaryota; Viridiplantae; Streptophyta; Magnoliopsida; Caryophyllales; Amaranthaceae
Product: DDRGK domain-containing protein 1-like
Exons: 9
Coding region: 1727-2611 (294 amino acids)
Source: RefSeq, a predicted model, not a curated record
GCGUGGUGGCGGUGGAUAUCUAACAAGAACUCUGUCAUAAGAGGAGAGGAUCAAGAUUGUGUUUUCCAUAAUCCUUAAUAAAUAACUGGUUCAGCAUAAUUCGUGAUUGUCGAAUUCUAGAUGAAAUCACAAAAAAACGUUAAACGUUAGCAAACGCCCAGUUAAGUGCCACAUCACCAAGAAGAUAGAAUAACAUUAAAAUAACUGAUUCCACCGCUGAUAUUUGCAAAAUUGCCACUAUAUUAACAUGGCUUGUUAUGCCAUAUUAACCGGGGCUAGCUCAAUUAUAAAGAAUCCCCAAUUUCUCUCCUUAACCUUGCUCAGAAUUAUCCGAUCUAGGAUUCAUACUUCUUGUUCCUUCUUUUAUCGGAUCAGGUACUCUCUCUCCCCAGAUAUUUUUUUUUUCCUUCUUUAGCGUCAACUCUUUUAUUUUUUGUUUUGGUUUUUCUCUUCGAUUCCUUUGAUUUCUUCCUGUUGAUUUUGAUUCUGUUUCAAGGUGAUUUGUUGAUUCUUUUUUGGUUUUUUAAUUUGAGAUUUGAUUGAUUUUUCUAGGUUUCGGUUGAUUGUUUAUCGUUGUUUUAUUUGGUAUGUUGUGAUUUUUUUAAUUGUAGAAUUGUUCGCGUGCUAUUGACUUUUGAGUUAGAAAGAUUAGGGUUUUGAAUCAUUGAUAUCAUUUCUUAUGUUUACCUUGUAUGAUAGAUUGUGUGCUGGUAGAUCCUGUUUUGUAUGUUGUAGAUUGAAUGAAAUUUGUGUCGUUUUUUAUUUAAUUAAAUUUUUCCUAAAAUUCAUAUUCAUGGUUUUGGGGAUUAGUAUUAGCUUUUUUGAUGGCUUAGAAGCUAUUUGGUAAUUAGAUUUGACCCCAUUUGUUAAUUAAUAUUCAGUUGUGGUGAAUUGAUUAGAAAGUAUGUUCUUUUCACAAAUUUGUUGAUUGAAUUCUCUGCGUUUGGAUUGUUUUUAUACCUAUAUGAUUGUGAUUACGAUUGUUUAGCUGUUCUCAAUUAUUUGCGGUUGUUAUUACAAAUUUAGGGAACGAAGAUUAAAGAGGACUAACUCUAGAUAUGCUCAUGGUUAAGUGGUUAACCUAUGUUAUUUGUUACAAAAGUAUUUGUGUUUGAAUUAUUUUGAUUAUAAUGCAUUACAACUACUACUUUGCCUUAUGGCACUUCAAUAUUGUACUCCGUAUAAUUUUAGGCCUUGUUUGAUAAUUGAUUAAUUUAUUUGAUUGCUUAGUUUGACUAGCGAUUUGUAUGGCUGGUUGACAUUUAUUUAGAUAUAAUUAUCAACUUUAGUGAAAAACUAAAAGCUACUCCAACCAUCUUAUCAUUUCGGCUUAAAACUCAGGUUUUAGCUAAAGUCAAAAGCCAUUGAAAAACUAGAAUGUUGUUAUUCCACGUCAAACUAAGAUUAGUUCGGGUCACUUUGGCUAUCAAGUCAAUAUCAACGGAUUUCGGAUCAAGGUUUUUAUGAGUCUUGGUUUGGGUAAAUUGGUUUGGGUAAUCGGUUUGGAUCAACUUUGCCAAGCCUAGAUCUAUGCAACAUAGGACAAUUGUUCCCAACGUCGUUUUGCUUGAUGCCUGGACCUCAACCGUCUGAAAUAUACCUCUCAAGCAAAUAAGCUCGACACUUUGAAGAAAUAGAGAAGACAACGGCUUUGACUCUCAAAUUUGCAAUUCUAUCACUCAGUUUUCCCAGUUCUUAAUCUAAUUCCAGUUUGUAGAAUUGAAAGAUGGAUGAUAUUUUGGUUGCUGUGCUUUCGAUGCUGCUUGUGUUUAGUUUAGUUCCGUUGUUUUUAUGGAAACGUCGUCGGGAUUCUAAAGCUGCCGAUAGGCUUGAUGAAGAGCCUCUGGUUCCUCAAAGGGAAAAUGUGGUUCGGGCUACUGGGGCUCGUCGUAUGCGUCGUAGGCCAGCAACCAGGGCUAGUACAUCUACAGCUGCAGCAGCUGUUGAAGAAUUAGGCGACGAGAGUGAUGACGAAGAUGCUGAGGUUGAGAAUGAAGCUAGGGGACGAAGGAAAAAAGAUAAGAAACGACAAGAACGUGAAGCACAAAGACAGGCUGAACAAGCUUCACGUGACUCGAGGCUAGUCAAGCAAGAUCGUUAUGCAGAAUCGCGAAGAAGAAAAGAUGAGGAACGUGAAGCAGAAGAGCGACGAAUGGAAGAGGAAGCUAAGGCUCGGCAAGCUAAGGAAGAAGCUGCCGCUGCAUUAGAGUUUGAAAAGUGGAAAGGGGCAUUCUCAAUUGAUGCUGAAGGCACCACAGAAAAUGAGGCGCAAGAGAACCAGAAUUUACUUUCUGACUUUGUGGAAUACAUUAAGAAGCAAAAGUGUGUACCCCUGGAAGACCUGGCUGCAGAAUUUAGGUUGAGGACUCAGGAGUGUAUUAAUCGUAUCACAGCUCUAGAAAAUAUGGGAAAACUUUCAGGAGUCAUGGACGAUAGAGGAAAGUACAUAUAUAUCUCACUUGAAGAAAUGAAAGCUGUUGCUGAUUAUAUAAAGCGUGAAGGCAGGGUUAGCAUCUCACAUUUGGCUAGCAAAUCCAACCAGUUCAUUGACUUGGAGCCCAAAGUCCAGUAUGAGGAAAUCACCAGUGUAGAUGAGAUUUUAGCUGUUUGAUUACACACUUAGUUUAUGGAAUCAUAUUGCCCGACUGACAUGAUUGCAGAAGAGCAGCAGGAAAUAUGAAAGAAAGUACGUUACCAACUUGCUUCAUGUCUGUGUUUAGUUUUGCUUGUCUGUAGCGCUAUGUGAUUCACAUAACACAGGUAUGAAACUGGGCUACAAAUACACUGGGAAAAAGAAGAGAGAAGGGGAGUGAUAGGGUUUGAAUAGAAAAGAAAAGGACUUUAGUUAGAACCAACCUUUAUAUUGUAACAUCAACUUAAAUAUGUGAAUUACUGAAUUACUUUUAUAUGGAAAAGCUUCUGCUUUUGUGCAUCUUA